This is a messenger RNA of Syngnathoides biaculeatus (alligator pipefish), 3627 nucleotides long. Its product is annotated as general transcription factor II-I repeat domain-containing protein 2-like. The transcript has 11 exons. The record is from RefSeq and is a predicted model, not a curated record. Lineage: Eukaryota; Metazoa; Chordata; Actinopteri; Syngnathiformes; Syngnathidae. The coding region runs from base 1414 to 2343 and encodes 309 amino acids.
UAACUGAACUGGAUUCUCUUAUUGCGUAUUCCAGAUAAUAUUGGGGGAUGUUUUUUGCCAAAAGCGUCAGACAUGUCCAAGAGAGUUCUACAGAGGUCUCAAAUAUUUCACGCAAGGAUAUGUACACGGAAUUAAGAUUUUGGACGAAGCAAUAUCAGAGUUACAGCAAAAUGUUGGCAAUCGAUGCAAAAAAAAAAGUUGACGCCUCACAAACUUCAUAUUGAAAUCCAACAGGAUAAAAUUGUGGAAUCGUACUGAGUGUGUAAUUUAGGGUGACUACUUCAGAGGGAGCUUAUGUCUAACCACACUGUAAAACAUGGCCUAAGUUACCACUCUGCAGACUUUGCUCUCAGAGAACGGGGUUGUCAACAAGGUCACAGAUAGCUGAAAAUCCAGAUGUCUGCAGAGGGAAUAAUUAAAGCAAUAUGAAGGUCUCUUAAAACAUGGGUCUAUGCCUUGAUCAUGUUUAUGCAUUCAGUGCCGAUAAUGCAAAUGUUAAUUAUGGCACAGUUUGUUUUCAACCAUGGGUUUCAACCACGACCAAGAGAUGUCACGUGGAUGCCUCCUUGAUGAGGAGUUCCAGGUACCUCCCAUCAGGAUUAGAUCCCAGGGAUGACAGAAGACAUGCUGGAGAGACUUACAUGCCAGCUUGGCUGGGAACAUCUUUGAAUCCCUUUGGAACAGCUGGAGGAAGUGUCUAGGGAGACGCAAGUCUGGGGUUCCCAUCUAAAGCUACUGCCCCCAGGGCCCUACCUCAACAGUGGCACAAUACUUCAAUUGAACUGUAGCCAUCUGGAGACACGACUAACUGCUAAACAAGAGGGGUCCAAGAACUGACCCUUAAGGGACCGCACAGGAUGUGGGAGGAAACCGGAGUGCCCGGAGGAAACCCACGCAGACACGGGGAGAACAUGCAAACCCCACACAGAUACCGGAGGUUUCCAGGGGCUGAGUUGACCUCCAGGCAAAGACCGUGGCCACAGCACUUGAGACCCUUUCCGGGACUGGGCCUCGACGUUGCAUCUGGAGACUGAGGGUUGACGAGAAGCCGAAGGAAGUAAAGGCAUCUCUGGUGUUGGCAACCCACGGCUCCAGAGCUGCAUGUGGCCUUCAUUGGUAUUUUGCGGACCUGCGUGGCUUGAGACAUUUGACAGCACUUGACGUGGCAGAUUUGACAGCCGGCAUGCGCAGAAAGCCCAGCGACACCAAAACUACACAAUAUCUGAACAAAGUAUUCUAUUUGUGUUUGUUCAUUUGUUUAAUCAAGAAUUUUACACACCUCACAGAUGGAAGCUUACAGUCGUCAUGCAUGAAGAUAAAAUGACUUCGUUACAACCAUGAUUUGCAGAUGCUGUGCGUGGAGGUUCAGGAGCAGAAGUCCAGGGUCUGCUACACGCUCCAAAAGCCCAGACAAUGAUGGCUCACGGCAUUUUUGUUUGGGAGCUCGAUAAUCGUGCGAUGAAAGCACGGAUGCGUCCGACACCGCUCAGUUACUGGAUCUUUUUAAGAGGAGUGGACAAUGACAUGAACGUGAGUGAAGAGUUUCUGGACCUCCAGAGUCUGAAGGGCCAAAUAAGAGGAACUGAUUUAUUUGUUUCUGUUUGUUCCACCGUAGAUGACAUGAAACUACAGUGGAAUAAAGUCACCGGGAUUAUUACGGACGGCGCACCUGCCAUGGCUGGCGAGCGGAGUGGAUUAUCAAGCCUUGUCUGUAACAAAGUCAGCGAAGAAGGAGGCAGCGCUAUUAAACUCCACUGUAUUAUUCAUCAAGAAGUUCUCUGUGCCAAAUAUAUGAAAUAUGAUAAUGUUAUGAAACCGGUGAUAAAGACUAUUAAUUAUAUUCGCUCCAAAGCGCUGUGCCACCGCCAGUUUCAACAGUUUCUUCUCGACAUCCAGGCUGAAUACGGAGAUGUUUUGUAUCACACCGACGUAAGGUGGCUCAGUCGGGGGUCUGCGCUGCAGCGCUUCUUCUCUCUCAGGGAGGAAAUUGGACAAUUCUUGACUAAAAAGGGACAACCCAUGCCACAAUUAAAUGAUCCUGUUUGGCUGGUUGAUUUGGGAUUUUUAGUUGACAUAACGCGACAUCUGAAUGCGCUGAACACAAGCCUUCAAGGGCAAAAUGCAGUGGUAAGCCAACUGUAUUCACACAUCAAAGCCUUUCGGACCAAGCUGCUACUUUUCCAAAGACACCUGUCACAGGCGCAGCCCAAUACCGCACAUUUCCCGUCGCUGCAGGAAAUUGUGACCAGUUUCCCACAGAUCAAUAUCAGUGCGCAAAUGACAAAGUAUGCAGCAGACAUCUCAUCUCUGGUUGAGGAGUUUCAGCAGCGCCACUGCUCUUGAGCCAGACAUGGACUACAUACUGCAGUCAAGAUCCCAGUAUCACCCUUCACAUUAGUGCAGGCAAGACCUUUGUUAAGUCCUCUGAGUUGAAUAAAUUCUUAAAUCUCAGUUAAUUAAUUUUUUUGUGAUGGUCAAAAUCACAGUUUGAAUAUGCAGUGAUCAUUGUUUUGUUUUCAGCACUUUUCCUACAGUGAGCAUAUAAUAGUGAAUAAUAUGUAAUGUUUCACAUGAACUUAGAUAUCCUUUAUAGUUUUCUUAAUUUUUUGUGGUUUGUGAUUUCGGUAAAAACCUAAAUGUAAAAAAAAAUGUAAAAGUAAAAGUAUGCCAUUUGUAAUUAAAUUUAAAAAAAUCCCAAAAAGUUAAUUUGUAUUUAAUGUUAAUGGUUCAAAGAAUGUCAGGCUAAAUAGUCGGCCCCCACACAUUUUCACCUUACCAAAUCUGGCCCUCUUUGCAAAAAGUUUGGACACCCCUGAUCUAGAGAAAGCCUAUAACAGAGUACCAAGAGAGGAACUGUGGUACUGCAUGCGCAAGUCUGGUGUGGCGGGGAAAUGUGUUAGAAUAGUACAGGACAUGUAUCAGGACAGCCAAAUUUGUAUGUUUUGGAGACAAGUUUCGAGAGGGCAGACUUCAAUGGUUUGUAUAUGUCUCGAGGCAAGAGAGUGGCUAUAAUGGUCGAUGGGUGCUGAGGAUGGAGCUGCCAGGCAAAAGAGCGAGAGGAAGACCAAAGAGAAGGUUGAUGGAUGUUGUGAGGAAAGACAUGAGGGCAGUUGGUGUUCGAGAGGAAGAUGCAGGAGAUAGGCUUAGAUGGAAAAAGAUGACACGGUGUGGGAACACCUCACGAGACAAGGUGAAAGGAAAAGAAGACAUUUGCACCUGUUAUUUGUCUCAUGUGUUAAUGCUGGUUUCACCUGACUGAUAAGAAUACAUGAUGUGACUGGAGCAGUGAUUUCCAACUGGGGUAAAGGCACAUAUUUUACAAUUGAAAAAUCUCACGGCACACCAACAAUUAAAACUGUCACAAAAGGUGGCCACAUUAAUUACUGCAUGUACUUCCUGCUAUUUCAAUAGAAGACUCUUCAUUUCUUCUUUAUGUCACUUUGCCUCACUGGCAUUAUUUCUCUAUCAAUUUCUGAGCCGCUUAAAAUGAUGAGUGUCACAGCAGUGCUAGUCCCUAUCCCACCUGUCAUUGGGCAGGAGGCAAUUAAUGCAUCUUUUAGGGAAGUGGGAGGAAAUCGGAGUGCCCGGAGAAAAUUCAAGCAGGCACAGGAAGAACAUGCAAACUCC